This is a messenger RNA of Erythranthe guttata (spotted monkey flower), 4013 nucleotides long. RefSeq names its product protein EXPORTIN 1A. Gene Ontology annotation, biological process: protein export from nucleus; ribosomal small subunit export from nucleus; ribosomal large subunit export from nucleus. The record is from RefSeq and is a predicted model, not a curated record. Gene Ontology annotation, molecular function: small GTPase binding; nuclear export signal receptor activity. Gene Ontology annotation, cellular component: cytoplasm; nucleus. NCBI's taxonomy places the organism in Eukaryota, Viridiplantae, Streptophyta, Magnoliopsida, Lamiales, Phrymaceae.
AUUUUCACUGAAAGAUAAACAAACCCUUCUCUCACUAAAUAAAAGGAGAGGGAAGGGCCGAAAUCUAUAUUCAAAGUUCAUCACUUUCUCUCUCUAAAACCCCUCUGCUUCAAUUUGAAGCUGUCCUUUAUCUCUCUAAUUCACCCCUCCAUUCCUCUAUAUCUUUCUCUCUCGCAGUCACUCUAAUUCACCACUCCAUACUAGGGUUUCAUUCAGUCCGUACCGUCGUACACUAGGGUUUUUGGGUAACCGAGAUUAAUUUCUGGGGGCUAGAGUUUACCUACAGUCUGUUGAUCUCUGCCAUGGACCCGGAGAAGCUACGGGAUAUGAGUCAGCCGAUGGACGUCGCUUUGCUCGACGCCACAGUCGCCGCUUUUUAUGGGACGGGAUCUAAAGAAGAGAGGAAUGCUGCAGACCUUGUUCUGCGUGAUUUGCAAAAUAAUCCAGACAUGUGGCUUCAAGUGGUGCAUGUUUUAUCCAACACAAAUAGCUUGAACACCAAAUUUUUUGCUUUACAGGUCCUAGAAGGGGUUAUUAAGUAUAGAUGGAAUGCUUUGCCUGUUGAACAACGAGAUGGCAUGAAGAACUAUAUUUCUGAAGUUAUAGUUAAGCUUUCAAGCGAUGAGAUCUCUUUCCGGCGGGAGAGGCUGUAUGUCAAUAAACUAAACAUUAUAUUGGUUCAGAUCUUGAAGCAUGAGUGGCCAGCCCGGUGGCGAAGUUUCAUUCCUGAUCUGGUUGCAGCAGCAAAAACAAGUGAAACAAUUUGCGAGAAUUGCAUGGCAAUUCUAAAACUUCUAAGUGAAGAGGUCUUCGAUUUCUCAAGGGGUGAGAUGACCCAACAGAAGAUUAAAGAGCUAAAACAAUCAUUGAACAGUGAGUUCCAGCUUAUUCACGAGUUAUGCAUAUAUGUAUUGUCUGCAUCUCAAAGAGCUGAGCUUAUCAGAGCUACCCUGGGCACACUACAUGCUUUCCUUUCCUGGAUUCCUAUGGGCUAUAUAUUCGAAUCACCUUUGCUUGAAACACUGCUGAAAUUUUUUCCCAUGGCGGCUUAUCGUAAUCUUACUCUUCAGUGCCUGACGGAGGUUGCUGCUCUUACAUUUGGGGAGUAUUACGACUUGCAAUUUGUAAAAAUGUAUAUCAUAUUCAUGGUGCAGUUGCAGAGCAUCCUCCCACCCACUACCAACUUUUUAGAGGCUUAUGCAAAGGGAUCUAGUGAAGAGCAGGCCUUUAUUCAAAAUUUGGCGUUGUUUUUCACAUCAUUUUACAAGCCUCACAUACGAGUACUAGAAUCUUCGCAAGAGAACAUAAAUGCGCUACUACAGGGCCUUGAGUAUCUCAUUAACAUAUCUUAUGUUGAUGACACUGAAGUCUUUAAGGUCUGCUUAGAUUAUUGGAACUCCCUAGUCUCGGAGCUGUUUGAAGCUCACCAUAAUUUGGACAAUCCUGCAGCAAGUGCAAAUAUGAUGGGACUGCAGAUGCCGAUGAUUCCAGGUGUGGGUGAUGGAGUUGGAUCACAACUCAUGCAUAGACGCCAGCUUUAUGCUGGUCCGAUGUCGAAGUUGAGAUCGCUGAUGAUAUGCCGUAUGGCAAAGCCUGAAGAAGUUCUCAUUGUUGAGGAUGAAAAUGGAAAUAUAGUUCGUGAAACUAUGAAGGAUAAUGAUGUGCUUGUGCAGUAUAAGAUAAUGAGGGAAACACUGAUCUACUUGGCACAUCUUGAUCAUGAGGAUACUGAAAGACAGAUGCUGAAGAAACUGAGUAAACAAUUAAAUGGAGAUGAUUGGACAUGGAACAACCUCAACACAUUAUGUUGGGCCAUUGGUUCUAUAUCUGGGUCAAUGGUGGAGGAGCAGGAAAACAGAUUUUUAGUGAUGGUCAUUCGCGAUUUGUUGAACCUAUGUGAAAUCACCAAAGGGAAGGACAAUAAGGCAGUCAUUGCCAGUAAUAUAAUGUAUGUUGUCGGGCAAUACCCUAGAUUUUUGAGGGCCCACUGGAAGUUCUUAAAAACUGUUGUGAACAAAUUGUUUGAGUUCAUGCAUGAAAGUCAUCCAGGAGUUCAGGACAUGGCGUGCGAUACAUUCUUGAAAAUCGUUCAGAAGUGCAAGCGUAAAUUUGUUACUGUACAGGUUGGAGAAAAUGAACCAUUUGUAUCAGAACUUUUAACAACUCUUCCAGCAACUAUUGCAGAUCUUGAGCCUCACCAGAUCCACUCCUUUUAUGAAUCUGUUGGGAAUAUGAUUCAAGCAGAACCUGAUCCCCACAGGCGAGAUGAGUAUUUACGGAGAUUGAUGGAGCUUCCUAAUCAGAAAUGGGCUGAAAUUAUCGGGCAGGCACGUCAGAGUGUGGAUUACUUGAAAGAUCCGGAUGUAAUAAGGGCGGUGCUUAAUAUAUUGCAGACAAAUACUAGUGCUGCCAACUCUCUUGGAACAUAUUUCCUUCCACAGAUUUCUCUCAUCUUCUUGGACAUGCUCAAUGUGUACAGAAUGUAUAGUGAACUUAUUUCCACCAGUAUUGCACAAGGAGGGCGCUAUGCUUCGAGGACAUCUAUUGUAAAACUUCUACGUUCGGUCAAGAGGGAAACACUGAAGCUUAUUGAGACCUUUCUGGACAAGGCUGAAGAUCAACCACAUAUUGGCAAACAAUUUGUGCCUCCAAUGAUGGACCCUGUGCUUGGUGACUAUGCCCGGAAUUUGCCCGAUGCAAGAGAGUCCGAAGUUCUCUCUCUGUUUGCCACAAUAAUAAAUAAGUACAAGGGGGCAAUGAUUGAAGAUGUUUCUAGGAUAUUUGAAGCUGUUUUCCAGUGCACUCUAGAGAUGAUAACAAAAAAUUUUGAAGACUAUCCUGAGCAUCGACUCAAGUUCUUUUCAUUACUUCAAGCCAUUGCUACUCAUUGUUUUCCUGCUUUGAUCCACUUGUCCAGUGAGCAGCUGAAACUUGUCAUGGAUUCAAUCAUUUGGGCUUUCCGUCAUACAGAGCGAAAUAUUGCAGAAACUGGUCUCAAUCUUCUAUUGGCAAUGUUGAAAAAUUUUCAGGCGUCCGAGUUUUGCAAUCAGUUCUACAGGACUUAUUUUUCGACAAUAGAACAAGAGAUAUUUGCUGUUCUGACAGACACUUUCCACAAGCCGGGUUUUAAGUUGCAUGUAUUGGUGUUGCAGCAUUUAUUCUGCCUGGUUGAAUCUGUUGUCUUGAGUGAGCCCCUGUGGGAUGUUGCAACAGUUCCCUAUCCUUAUCCAAACAAUGGCAUGUUCAUCCGUGAGUACACAAUUAAACUUUUGAGUACGUCUUUCCCCAACAUGACAGCUACUGAGGUGACCCAAUUUGUAAAUGGACUUUUUGAGUCAAGAGAGGACCUUGUCUCAUUCAAAAACCACAUAAGAGACUUUCUUGUGCAGUCUAAAGAAUUCUCAGCUCAGGACAACAAAGAUCUUUAUGCUGAGGAAGCUGCUGCUCAAAGAGAAAGGGAGCGGCAGCGUAUGCUGUCAAUUCCAGGGCUGAUUGCUCCCAGUGAGAUACAAGAUGAGAUGGUCGACUCGUGAGUUUUAUAAAAGAAAUUCUGCCGAGGCCAAUUUUGUGGAUUUUUAACUCUAAAAAUUAGGUUUUGAGCACCGUGAGUCCAUCCUUGAUUUUUUUUUUUUUUCCUUCUCUUUUAUGGAGUUUUAAUCUGUAAUUUUUGCUCAAUUUUUAUCACCGUGUUGGGAGUUUUUUCUCUUGUGAAGUGGUGAAGUCGUUGAGGAACACAGGCUUUGCAACUGAAGAAACUAAUGCUGGUUUUAGAGUAUUUAGAUUCUAAUUUAGGAAUAUAGCAUGUCACUUUACGGAUAACCGAAUCUCUGGUUGUGACUAUUGUAAUGGCAAGACGAGAUUUGAACUGAUUAUCAUUGAGCAAACGGCUAUCUGGUGACUCGGAAUAGGUCUAAUGUAUACAACAUUGAUGUUUUGUGCAGAAAAUCCUCUAUUUGUUGAUUGCUAGGAUUGUGCAAGUUCUUUUAUAAUAUUUUAAUGGUGGUUUGAUUUCA